This is a messenger RNA of Eimeria tenella, 1314 nucleotides long. RefSeq lists its product as uncharacterized. Gene Ontology annotation, cellular component: nucleus. NCBI's taxonomy places the organism in Eukaryota, Apicomplexa, Conoidasida, Eucoccidiorida, Eimeriidae. Bases 1 to 1314 code for a protein of 437 amino acids. The transcript is spliced from 8 exons. The record is from RefSeq and is a predicted model, not a curated record.
AUGGCGAACGCAGAGCAGCAGCAAACUCAGAAGAAGAAGAAGAAGCAAACAGAACAACGAGCAGGAAGGCCAACUCAGGAGGAAGUUAAACAAAUUAAAAAAGAUGAAAAAGGACAAACAAAUGGAGAAGCAAAUAAGGAAAGUGUCUUGCUAGCCAAAGCCAAAAGAAAAGAGGCACAGACGAAGAAAAGACAAAGAGAACAAGCAGCAGCAGCAGCAGCAGUAGAAGCAGAAGCAGAGUCUGAGGCGGGAGAGUGCGACAGCAACCAACCCACCAAAGGCAGCAACAAAGACAAAGGCAGCAGCAACAGCAGCAGCAGCAGCAAAAGCAAGAGCAGCAGCCACAGCAACAACAGCAGCAGCAGCGACGAUGAAAGCAACAGUGGAAGCUCUGAGCUUCAGUUCGUUGGCGGGGAUGACCGUGAUUCAGAAGACGACUCUGACGGCGAACUCAGCGCCUCUUUCGAGCUGUUCGACCCUAAAGAAACGGACGAGCCGCUGCUGCUGCUGCUGCUGAAGCAAAGUCGCGUGUAUGGGCAGCUGCAGCUGCAGCAGCAACAGCUCAAGCCCUUGGCGCAUGCAGUGGCUAACCAGGGAAACAUUGGCAGCAUCAUCCGCAUAGCAGAAGACGGAAACACGGGAACAGCCGUUGGCUUCGUUUCUUUACUUUCGCUGCAGCAGCACACUCCGGCAACAGAUCCGAUCUUAACGAAAGUGCUGCAGCUGGCGAAGUCGAAUGCGCCACAAAGCACAGAAAAUGAAAUAAGAAAGUUGCUUACCCCCUGCAUCAGCAGCAGCAGCAGCAGCAAAGGCAGCAGCAGCAGCAGCAACAAUCCCUGCGUGCUGAUUUGCGGGAGAUACCGCAACUUGCCGCUCGAAAUCGUUGCAGAGUCUUAUUUGUCUUUGCUCGAAGACGUGAAGUGGUCGCUGCAGACAGAAGAAAUGGACGAAGCUGAAAGAAAGUUUUACAAGUUUUCUCACGUGCUGGGCGUGGCUCUAGUGUACAAGGAGAAAGGAGAACAAAAGCAAAAGGCUAAAAAGCAAAAAACAGAAAACGGCGCAGGCCGUUCUAACUACAUCUUUGCGGAAAUGGAACAUCAAAUUUUAUCCGAGGGAUCCGAGCUCACGUUCGCUGCGCCGACAAACCAAACAGUGCGCUUUAGCACUUUACCCGACAGCAGCAGCAGCAGCAGCAGUGCUAAGUCUGUUGUGCAGACUCUGCAGGAAUUCAUUUUUAUUUAUGUUCUGCCCUAUGAAAAGUUUGUGGCAAACCAGAAGCAAAUCAAGCAAAAAAUGAUCAUGCUGCAGCAGUAA